Phragmites australis (common reed) is the source of this 1918-nucleotide messenger RNA. RefSeq names its product beta-glucosidase 31-like. Bases 47 to 1609 code for a protein of 520 amino acids. Gene Ontology annotation, biological process: carbohydrate metabolic process. The record is from RefSeq and is a predicted model, not a curated record. NCBI's taxonomy places the organism in Eukaryota, Viridiplantae, Streptophyta, Magnoliopsida, Poales, Poaceae. Gene Ontology annotation, molecular function: beta-glucosidase activity. The transcript is spliced from 12 exons.
GGCGGCCGGCCAGCCAAAGAGCACUUGCGCGGCUGGACCACUGGACAUGAUGGCGAGGACGCGUUCCCGUGCUGCUGCUGCUCUCCUCCUCCUCCUCCUCCUGGUCGUCGUGCCAGCCGCGCUCGCGGCGGCGGCGGUCACCCGGGGUGACUUCCCCUCGGGGUUUGUCUUCGGCGUCGGCUCCUCCGCCUACCAGGUUGAAGGUGCAGUUGCAGAGGAUGGAAGAAAGCCAAGCAUCUGGGACACGUUCACACAUGAAGGCUAUUCUAUUGAUAAAGCGACAGGUGAUGUAACUGCAGAUCAGUAUCAUAAUUACAAGGAAGAUGUAAAGCUUUUGCAUGAGUUGGGUGUCGAUGCAUAUAGAAUGUCGAUUGCCUGGCCUCGACUUAUUCCUGAUGGCCGGGGAGCUGUCAAUCCGAAGGGACUGGAGUACUACAACAAUCUAAUAGAUGAACUCCUCAGCUACGGAAUACAACCUCACGUAACGAUCUAUCAUUUCGAUUUCCCUCAGGCUCUUCAAGAUGAAUACAACGGACUGCUUAGUCCUAGAUUCAUAGAGGACUUCACCGCGUACGCAGAUGUGUGCUUCAAGAACUUUGGCGACAGAGUGAAGUACUGGAGCACCGUGAAUGAGCCUAACGUCGAACCAAUUGGCGGAUACGACCAAGGAAUUCUACCGCCACGGCGAUGCUCAUUCCCCUUCGGCUUCGCUUGCGAUGGAGGCAACUCAACCACAGAGCCAUACAUAGUAGCACACCACCUUCUGCUUGCACAUGCCUCAGCAGUGUCCCUCUAUAGAGAAAAGUAUCAGGCUGAGCAAGGAGGACGAAUUGGGCUCACGUUGCUCGGCUGGUGGUACGAGCCUGGGACGCAGACUCCUGAAGAUAUAGCAGCUGCUGCAAGGAUGAAUGACUUCCACAUUGGAUGGUUUAUGCAUCCCAUGGUGUAUGGAGACUACCCUCCAGUGAUGCGGAAGAAUGUCGGGUCCAGGCUACCAUCGUUCACUGAUGAAGAGAGGAAAAGAGUAAAUGGGUCAUUUGAUUUUGUCGGAUUUAACCACUACAUUGCCGUCUAUGUGAAAGCUGAUCUUAGCCGGCUGGAUCAGAAACUGAGAGAUUACAUGGGUGAUGCAGCUGUGAAAUACGACUUGCCAUUCCUGAAGUCAAGUAACCAGUUCCCGUUCAGGUUGACGGACGAUUUUAUGUCGUCGACCCCCUGGGCUCUGAAGAAAAUGUUGAAGCAUCUCCGAGAGAAAUACAAGAACCCUGCAGUGAUGAUUCAUGAAAACGGAGCUGCUGGCCAGCCUGAUCCGUCCGGCGGGAACACCUACGACGACGAGUUCAGGUCGCAGUUCUUGCAGGAUUACAUCGAAGCCACACUUCAGUCCAUCAGGAAUGGAUCAAACGUGCAGGGCUAUUUCGUGUGGUCGUUUCUGGACGUGUUCGAGUACCUGUUCGGCUACCGCCUCCGGUUCGGCGUCUACGGUGUCGACUUCAGCUCGACGGCAAGGACGAGGUACCAGAGGCACUCGGCGCAGUGGUACUCCAGCUUCCUCCGGGGCGGCGAGCUCAGACCGGUGGCUCUGCCUGACAGGGCGUACUCCCAGUGAUCAGCACGCUCCAGCUCAUUCCCAGUGAUUAGCUCGCUUCAGGUCGACAAGAACAGAGCACGAAUAAGCAUUGAUAGUUGGGUGGUAUAGUGGAAAUUAAACAUGUUUUUGUUUGGGUAAAUGUGGCAUGCGUUGAAUAAGUAGAUUUUUUAGUAGGGUAUAGGCACCUGUUUCUUUUGGUUUAUUAGGAAGGCAGAGUCAGCAGUUUACAAGGAAGUGACGAUGUAAUGUGUUGCUAUAUGAGAUUACAAACUUACCCGCUUGUUUGCGUAUAGAAUUGAAUGCUCCAAAUCUUUUUCGAAAGGGAAA